AUGGCCGCCGCGCUUGGCGCGGGCGGCAAGACAUGGGCGGCGGCGAGCGCGCGGACGCUCGCGCGGCGACGCCGCCGAGAAGUUCGACAGGAGCUCGGAGCGUCUCGCGCCGCCGCGCUGGCGUCGCGCGGCAAGGCGUUGGCAACGGCCAGGCUCCUCCAGUUGCCACGCGACGAGCUUCUGGAGAUUGAGGACGCGGUGCACUUCGGCAGCCGCGCCCGGCACGCGCCCCCCCCGGAGGCUGCAGGAGGCGCCCCGCAGUUGCCUGACGGCCUGCUGUUGCAAGCGCAGGCCUUUGAGUGCGUCGUCGCGGGCCACAGCGCGUUGCUGCGUGCUGAGGCGCCCGCCUUUGCCCCCAGCUGCGUAGGCGAGGUGGCAGCCAGGGCGCGGGAGUCCGCCCUGUUGGCAGCGCUCGAUGUGACCCAGGUGGCCAGUGAGAAGGGCAUCGACGAGGUGAAGAAGACCGUCGACCAGGCGCUCGGCAAUAUUGUGUUCUUCGAGGCGCUCUGCACGCAGAAGGGCGAGACGUUCGAGGAGCAGGUGCUGGACGUCACCGGCGACGACGUGGGCGUCGACCAGGUGCUCGGCGAUAAUGCGUUUAUCGAGCCGCUCUUCACGCAGGAGGGCGAGACGCUCGAGGAGCAGUCGAUGGACGUCAUUAGCAACGACGCGGACGUCGACCAGGUGCUCGGCGAGAACGCGUUCAUCGAGCCGCUCUUCACGCUAAAGGGCGAGACGUCCGAGGAGCAGGUGCUGGACGUCAUCCGCGUCAAGGUUGGCGUCGACCAGGUGCUCCGCGAGAAUGCGCUCUUCGAGCCGCUCCGCACGCAGAAGGGCGAGGAGUUCGAGGAGCAGGGGCUGGACGUCAUCAGCAACGACGUGGGCGUCGACCAGGUGCUCGGCGAGAGCGCGUUCAUCGAGGCGCUCUGCGCGCAGAAGGGCGAGACGGUGCUGGACGUCAUCAGCAACGACGCGGGCAUGGACCAGGGGCUCGGCGAGUACGCGUCCAUCGAGCCGCUCUGCGCGCAGAAGGGCGAGUCGGUGCUGGACGUCAUCAGCGACGACGUGGGCGUCGACCAGGUGCUCGGCGAGGACGCGUUCAUCGAACCGCUCUUCACGCUAAAGGGCGAGACGUUCGAGGAGCAGGCGCUGGCGCCGCCGACCGCUGCCGCCGCCCCCGUCUCGGUGCAGGGGGCGGCGCUGCGCGGCGAGGACGCGCUGGAGACGGACCAGCUCGCCCCGAAGCAGCAGAGGCUGAGGGGCCACUCGGGCUCGGAGUGCGGGUUCGUUUCAUUCCUGGGCGACUGCUCGGCGGCGGUGGUGGCGCGUGCGGCCCAGGGGCCGAAGUCGGGAGUUGAGUCGCUCCUGGACUGGGCCGAGGCCCGCGCCCUCGGCGUCCACCUCGGCAGUGCAAGUUGCCCAG
Prorocentrum cordatum is the source of this 1423-nucleotide messenger RNA. The record is from the annotation of a GenBank genome assembly. NCBI's taxonomy places the organism in Eukaryota, Dinophyceae, Prorocentrales, Prorocentraceae.